Molecule: messenger RNA, 991 nt
Organism: Solenopsis invicta (red fire ant)
Lineage: Eukaryota; Metazoa; Arthropoda; Insecta; Hymenoptera; Formicidae
Product: protein eyes shut homolog
Exons: 6
Coding region: 112-783 (223 amino acids)
Source: RefSeq, a predicted model, not a curated record
UCUGACCAGGGCGUAUAUGCGACCCAUAGUGGAAGGUGCGUCGCGAACAUGCUAUCUAACAGUCACCUGUAUAUGUCUCACGUUCGCACUUGAGCACAGAUCUUUGUUCCAAUGACGGCUUUCGUCUGCAUCUCCCUCAUUUUCUUCUCGCUCGCCGACUACGUCUCCUCUCAACAGAACUCGCACACUCUCAAAUUCGUCGGCCAACCAUGCGAGAGGGACAUCGAUUGCAUCCAAAAUGCAUUUUGUCGAUGGCAAGAGACCUGUCUGUGCGAUCCGUUUUACGCGCCAAGCCUCGAUAACUCGAAGUGCACUGCAACUGUUGGGCUGAGCUGCAAGGACAACUUUGAGUGUCAAAGCAUAGCAAACGGCGAAUGCAAGCAGAACACGUGCACCUGCAAAGAUGACUUCUACUUGGACAACAGUAAUUCUUCAAACUGCAUUGGCAGACCCGUUAGAAUCGGCGAUCUUUGUCAACUAAAUACGAAUGACAAUAUGUGCCAGGACAGUUUUGAUUAUGCGUUAUGCAUCAACGAGAAGUGUCAGUGUUUAACAGGAUAUCAUUUCGUAAACGAGACAAGAAAAUGCGUACAGAGUAAAGGUCUAUACUAUACUUGCUCGUACAGUUACGAGUGCUAUGAGAAUGACAGAGCGACAGACACGAUGGAGUGUCAGAAUCGGCAAUGCGUGUGCAGAGAAGGGGAACGCUGUAAAGGCUCGCUGAUGACAACUGCCGGGACGCUCGUGAUAAUCUUGUUCUUCCUACAACGAAUCGCUCGCUAGCAAAUUAGUGCGUGGAGUAUUCAAUUGUUUCAAUCGAUUUUAUAGUGCCAUUUGACGCACAAAACUGAGACAAUUCAGCGUAAAGCAUGUAAAUUACAGUUUUAAAUUUAAUGAUUUUUAGUUAUUUUGAAUUUAAUAACUUAAUAAUUUCUUUAUAUACCAUUUUAUAAUGCAUUUGUACUUUUAAUAAAUAAUCUUGAUACAUUUU